UAUAAGUUAUAAAGGCAGAACUUCUUGCUUUGAUAUUCUCAUUCAUCACUUAUCUCAUUCAUCACUUAUCUUCAACCAGCUAGCAGGCCAACAUUGAGUUCUCUUUAGCAGUUAUCGAUAAGAUUUGCUUCACUUUGAAAGAGAUGAACUCUCAGGGAAGAGGCAGUGCCAGAUUUAAUAUUAUGCAGGUGGUUGCAGUGCUACUGCUACUAUGCCUCAUGGCGGUUCAGUUGGAAUAUGUUGAUGCAGCUACCUAUACAGUUGGAGACUCCCGUGGGUGGAGCUUCAAGACUGAUAAAUGGCCCAACGGCAAGCAAUUUAGAGCCGGUGAUGUUCUAAUUUUCAACUAUGACUCUACACUUCACAAUGUGGUAGCUGUGGGGAAGGGUGGUUAUAGCAGCUGCACAACUCCAAGAGGUGCCAAGGUUCUUACAUCGGGGAAGGAUCGGGUGAAGCUCGCGAGAGGACAGAACUACUUCAUAUGCAGCUUUCCAGGCCACUGCGAGUCCGGGAUGAAGGUUGCCAUCAAUGCUGUCUAAUGAUCGACUUAUGUACACUAGCUAAGACCUAAGACCUUUUAUACUAGUUUUAUGAGUGGAAUAUUAGUCCGUAAUAAGAACAAUGUCACGGUCAGUUGGACAUAGAAUCGUGGAUGCAUGAGACGUUUCUAGUUGUUAAUGAGUGUGAAACUUACCAUUAGUUUCACAGGCAUUUACGAUUACUAAUCGCUCACAUGGGCACAGACAACUGACCCUAGUACAGCUCUAUGUUAAUUUCUAGCUACUUUAGUUGGUAUUGCAUGUAUGCAUGUGCAUGUACGUAUAAUGGACCAGAUGUAUCAUCGGUAUGAAUAAGUGAAUUUGCCAAUUAUAAACGGGAAAUUA
Messenger RNA from Rosa rugosa (rugosa rose), 884 nucleotides. RefSeq names its product basic blue protein-like. The coding region runs from base 144 to 539 and encodes 131 amino acids. Gene Ontology annotation, cellular component: plasma membrane. The transcript is spliced from 2 exons. NCBI's taxonomy places the organism in Eukaryota, Viridiplantae, Streptophyta, Magnoliopsida, Rosales, Rosaceae. The record is from RefSeq and is a predicted model, not a curated record. Gene Ontology annotation, molecular function: electron transfer activity.